Messenger RNA from Penicillium argentinense, 1635 nucleotides. RefSeq names its product dihydrolipoyl dehydrogenase. Lineage: Eukaryota; Fungi; Ascomycota; Eurotiomycetes; Eurotiales; Aspergillaceae. The record is from RefSeq and is a predicted model, not a curated record. The coding region runs from base 1 to 1635 and encodes 544 amino acids. Gene Ontology annotation, molecular function: dihydrolipoyl dehydrogenase (NADH) activity; flavin adenine dinucleotide binding. The transcript is spliced from 3 exons. Gene Ontology annotation, cellular component: oxoglutarate dehydrogenase complex; mitochondrion.
AUGUUCCGCGCCGUCCUUCCCCGAGCUGCGCCGCGGGCUGCGCUCCGCGCCAGCCCCAAGGCUGUGCCUUCGUCCUUCAUCGCUCCCCCCAUGCUCUUCAUUGGCAGCUCAAAACGCGGCUACGCCUCUGAAGCUGGUAAGUGUACAGCCAAAUCCCCCACAGGAACGGCCGGAGCCGUUGCCUGUGCUUCCCGGAGUGCCAUUGCUGAUUUCCGCCGUGUUGGGCAAACAGGAGACCACGACCUUGUUAUCAUCGGUGGUGGUGUCGCCGGUUACGUCGCUGCUAUUAAGGCCGGCCAGGAAGGUCUGAAGACUGCCUGUAUCGAGAAGCGCGGUACCCUCGGUGGUACUUGCCUGAACGUCGGCUGCAUUCCCUCAAAGUCCCUGCUCAACAACUCCCACCUGUACCACCAGAUCCUCCACGACACCAAGAAGCGCGGUAUCGAGGUUGGCGAUGUCAAGCUGAACCUGAACCAGAUGAUGAAGGCCAAGGACCAGUCCGUUGACGGCCUGACCAAGGGUGUUGAGUUCCUCCUGAAGAAGAACGGCGUUGACUACAUCAAGGGUGCCGGUUCCUUCGUUGACGCCAAUACCGUCAAGGUCGACCUGAUCGAUGGUGGUGAGCAGACCGUCCGCGGCAAGAACAUCCUGAUUGCCACCGGCUCCGAGUCCACUCCCUUCCCCGGCCUAAACAUCGACGAGAAGCGCAUCAUCACCAGCACCGGCGCUCUUGCGCUCACCGAGGUCCCCAAGAAGAUGGUUGUUAUUGGUGGUGGUAUCAUUGGUCUUGAGAUGGCCUCUGUUUGGUCCCGCCUCGGCGCUGAGGUUACCGUCGUUGAGUUCCUCGGCCAGAUCGGAGGUCCCGGUAUGGAUGCCGAGAUCGCCAAGCAGGCCCAGAAGAUCCUGGGCAAGCAGGGCAUCAAGUUCAAGACCGGCACCAAGGUCACCAAGGGUGACGACAGCGGUGCUACCGUCUCCCUGAGCGUCGAGUCCGCUAAGGGUGGCAAGGAGGAGACCCUGGACGCCGAUGUUGUCCUGGUCGCCAUUGGUCGUCGCCCCUACACCGAGGGUCUGAACAUUGAGAACGUCGGUAUCGACAAGGACGACCGCGGCCGCCUCGUUAUCGACCAGGAGUACCGUACCAAGCUGCCUCACAUCCGCGUUGUUGGUGACGUUACCUUCGGCCCCAUGCUGGCCCACAAGGCCGAGGAGGAGGCCGUUGCUGCCAUCGAGUACAUCAAGAAGGGCCACGGCCAUGUUAACUACGCCGCCAUUCCCUCCGUCAUGUACACCCACCCCGAGGUCGCCUGGGUUGGCCAGAACGAGGCUGAGGUCAAGGCCUCCGGUGUCAAGUACAACGUUGGUUCUUUCCCCUUCAGCGCCAACUCUCGUGCCAAGACCAACCUCGACACCGAGGGUCUCGUCAAGUUCAUCGCCGACGCUGAGACCGACCGCAUCCUGGGUGUCCACAUCAUCGGCCCCGGUGCCGGUGAAAUGAUCGCCGAGGCUACCCUCGCCGUCGAGUACGGCGCUUCCAGCGAGGACGUUGCCCGGACAUGCCACGCCCACCCUACUCUCUCUGAGGCCUUCAAGGAGGCUGCCAUGGCCACCUACUCCAAGCCCAUCCACUUCUAG